This is a messenger RNA of Glarea lozoyensis ATCC 20868, 1212 nucleotides long. Its product is annotated as Zn-dependent exopeptidase. The transcript has a single exon. Gene Ontology annotation, molecular function: hydrolase activity. Bases 1 to 1212 code for a protein of 403 amino acids. The record is from RefSeq and is a predicted model, not a curated record. Lineage: Eukaryota; Fungi; Ascomycota; Leotiomycetes; Helotiales; Helotiaceae.
AUGUCCGAAUAUGAGGAUAUAUAUCGUCACCUUCAUAGCAAUCCUGAAUUGUCUAUGCGCGAGUUUGAUACAGCUGCACUAACAGUUGAUCAACUGGGCAAGCGAGGAUUUGAAGUCAUCAGUGGUAUUGGAGGUAGUGGAGUGGUUGCAACUUUUCGGAACGGCGAUGGGCCUAUUGUAAUGCUCAGAGCAGAUAUGGAUGCUCUCCCCGUAGAGGAGCUCACGGAGCUUCCCUACGCAAGCAGCAAAACUCAGAUCGAUAUGUUUGGGAAAGAGCGCCCGGUAAUGCAUGCUUGUGGCCAUGAUGUUCAUGUGACAUGUCUAUUGGCCGCCGCUGAAUCUCUUCACAAUGCGAGGGAAACGUGGUCCGGCACAGCCAUUUUUCUUUUUCAGCCUGGCGAAGAAGAUGGAGCUGGUGCUAGAGCCAUGGUCGAGGAUGGUCUGUUCGACAAGAUCGAUAAGCCUGAUGUUCUACUCGGUCAACACGUGGUGCCAACAAAGUCAGGAACCUUGCAGAUUCGGUCUGGAGCAGCACUUUCAGCCUGUGAUUGUUUUGACAUUCGCAUAUUCGGCAAAGGAGGCCAUGGGUCUGCUCCACAUCGAACCAAAGAUCCGGUUCUUGCAGCGUGCUCGAUUGUAAUGAGGCUGCAAGGUAUAGUUUCAAAAGAAGUUGACCCAGCCGAGUUCACCGUGAUUACUUGUGCCUACUUCCAUGCGGGCCGAGUGAUCAAUAUUGUUCCUGACUUUGUCGAUCUCAAGAUUGAUGUCCGAUCGUACAAUCCCACAGUACGGAAAACAGUCGUUGAAGCCGUCAAGAGAAUGAUAUACGCCGAGGCAGAAGCUUCCGGACUACCUCAGAAGCCAUCUAUCAAAAAACCAGACGACAUUCCAUCCAUAGUCAACGACAAGGCUGUGGCUGAAAAAUUGAUUGCCACUUUUGAAACCCAAUUUCCCAGUCAGAUUUCCGAAAUGAAGCGAGAUACAGGUAGCGAUGACUUUUCAAUAUUUGCCACAGAGAAAGGAAUUCCAUGUGCUUAUUGGAACAUCGGUGGAACAGCUCCAGAUACCUGGGACGAUGCGAAUCGCAAUGGAACUUUAUCAGAAAUCCCAGCAAACCAUUCUGCUUACUUUGCACCUGCCAUCGAACCAACGCUAAAGGGUGGUACGGAUGCCCUUACACUUGCUGCACUGGCUUUCUUGAAAAUCAUCUAA